Molecule: messenger RNA, 1666 nt
Organism: Amborella trichopoda
Lineage: Eukaryota; Viridiplantae; Streptophyta; Magnoliopsida; Amborellales; Amborellaceae
Source: RefSeq, a predicted model, not a curated record
AUGGAGUUAGACCCAAGCAAUAGGUAUGGGCCUCUUAUGCCCAUCCAUUCAUCUCUCAACCUAACACCUAUGUCACCCCUUCGAUCCACCAAUGUACCAGAAUAUCUUUUACAGACUCCUCCACAAAGUCCAUCAUCCACUCCAAGUCCGGCAUUUUCCCCGGCAUCAUACCCACAAAAACAAACCUCAACCUCUGCCAAAUCCAUUUAUAUAGAUACUGCUUUUUUACCAGAGGUAAUCAUUUCUGAUGAUCAUGCUCAACUCGACCCAUAUAAAACAGCUCCCCUCUACCUUUCAAAUCACAUGAAUUCAUCUUAUGGCAUUAAAACCCGUGAAUGGUAUGAAGCCAUUCUCAUGGAAACUGGUUCCGUAUCCAUUGUUCACUUCUACCAAGGUUCUGGAACGCAUCAGGCAAUAUUUGGGUUUGAGAUCCCCAUAUUAGAAACCAGUGGCGAAACCAACUGGAGAAUCUUUCUAAGACAGGAAGGGAAAAUGCCGGACUUGGAGUGGAUGAUGGACUUUGUGGAGGAGUCUGUAGAAGAUAUUCUGUUCUUCAGUCAUUGUCUGUGUGCCAUUGUUCACUUUUCCAUAUUAUUUCAUUGUUUCAUUUUGGUUUUUCAUGCUUGUGUGCUGUUUUAUGUGCUUCAGUUUGGCCCUACGCAAUACCGGUCAAGGACAAUCAUAGAGAAUGUGACACCUGAGCUGAUUCGAGAUUUCUUUUGGGAUGACGAAUUUCGAACAGAGUGGGAUGACAUGCUUUUUUACUUCAAGAUUUUACAAGAAUGCCCUCAGACAGGAACCAUGACCAUCCAUUGGAUUAGAAAGUUUCCUUUUUUCUGUAGUGACCGAGAAUACAUUAUAAACCGUCGAAUCUGGGAAUAUGGAAGGACAUACUAUUGUCUAACAAAGAGCACGCCGUAUCGUUCAUUACCAAGACUUAGAAAGCCGAGGCGGGUUGACCUCUACUACUCGAGCUGGCGAAUAAGGGCAGUGAAAUCAAGAAAAGGUGAUGGACAAUUGACAGCUUCUGAGGUUCUGCUCUUCCAUUAUGAAGACAUGGGGAUCCCCAAAGAGCUCGCCAAGAUCGGGAUCGGAAGGGCAAUGUGGGGUCUUGUCAGGAAAAUGGAAGCUGGGGUUCAAGCGUACCGGGUGGCACAAGCCACUGGAGCUUCUCCAUCGAGAUAUGCUCUAAUGGCUCGAAUUAAUACGAAGAUUUCGGCAGAUGGGCUCUCCACUAAUUUGAAGGACGCACUUGAUGAAAUUGGGAGAGAUGGAGAGGUUCGAGAGUACGAGAGACCUAAAGAAAGAAAGAAUGUGGUGAAAUGGUUGAUUGUGGGUGGAGUGAUAGUGGUUGUUUGUGGGCUUGAUAGAGGUUUGAUUAGUAAAGGGCUAUUAUUUGGGUUCAUGAGAGGGUUUAAUAAACUAGGCAAGAGAAAAGAAGAGAGAUUCGGAUAAAAUUUGGAAUUAAUAUAUGUAUAACAUGAAUUUUACCUGCUCUGAGUUUUGAUCAUAGGAGCAAGACCCCUUGCAUUCAGGGUGGCCAUAUUUGUAGUUGAUCCUUUGUAGAGAGGAAAUCUCUAUUUAGAAAAUACACGAGUAAUAAUGUGAGAAAAUAUUGGAGACGUUUGUUAUUGAUUUAUUAAUUUUCAAUCUACUGGGUUUAAAA